CAUCAGCACAUCAGCACAACGACGCCAACCCAAACGAACAGAUCCAAGUGUCGCCGCCUUAGCAUCACUGCAUUCCCUAUUGGACGGGCGACGCUUCUUGACAGAACCCUCCCCUCUCGCCCACACCAUGGCUGGACGGGUGCGCCAGCCCAUCGACACCGGCGCGCUGGAGAGAUGGAUCGCCAAACACGUGCCCCAAAUUGAGGUGCCGGUGGACGUCAAGCAGUUCGGCUAUGGCCAGUCCAACCCGACCUACCAGCUGACCGCGGCCGACGGCCAGCGCUUCGUCCUCCGCAAGAAGCCGCCAGGACGGCUGGUGUCCAAUACCGCCCACAAGGUCGAGCGCGAGUACCGCAUCAUCCACGCGCUCGCCGGAACGGACGUGCCCGUGCCCAGGGCGUACUGCCUGUGCGAGGACCCGUCCGUCAUCGGCACGCCCUUCUACAUCAUGGAGUUCCUCGACGGUCGCAUCUUCGAGGACCCCGUGAUCCCGAACGUGCUGCCGGACCACCGCCGCGCCAUCUGGGCCGACGCCGUGCGCACCCUUGCCAAGCUGCACCGCAUCGAUCCGCGCUCGGUCGGGCUCGAGAACUUCGGCAAGCCCAAGGGCUUCUACUCCCGCCAGGUGGCCACCUGGCGCGCCGUGUGCGACGCCCAGGCCGCCGUCCGCGACGUCGACACCGACGAACCCGUCGGCCAGCUGCCCCAUUUCGCCGAGCUGAUGGCCUUCUUCGCCGACGAGCGCCAGCAGCCCGCCGACCGCGCCACCCUCAUCCACGGCGACUUCAAGAUCGACAACCUCGUCUUCCACAAGACCGAGCCGCGCGUAAUCGGCAUCUUGGACUGGGAGAUGUCCACAAUCGGCCACCCAUACUCCGACAUCUCGAACCUGCUGACCCCUUACUUCACCGCCCGCCUCGACCCGCGCCGCUCCGUCAACGUGCACCCGGGCUUCCUGCCGCGCGCCACCCGCGGCCUGCCCACGCCAGACGAGAUCACCACGCUGUACUUCACCGUCGUCGAAAGGCCCUCCCCCUCUUCCUCUUCCUCCUCCUCCUCCUCCUCCUCCACAAGCACAAGCAGAGGCACCAACCCCUCGUCCUUCCCGCGCGACCAGCCGGACGACGACGACGACGACGACUACUUGCAAGAGCCGUUGACCGCCCCGCACGACCGCCGCCGCGAGCUGCAGUGGGCCAUGGCCUUCAACAUCUUCCGCCUGGCCGCCAUCUGCCAGGGCAUCGCGGCGCGCCAGGCCGGCCGCCAGGCGAGCAGCGAGCAUGCGCGGCGGCACGCCGACGCGCGCGGGCCGCUGGCCGAGUUCGCGUGGGUCCUGGUGCGCAGCGCCAGGGCGUCGUCGUCCCCUUCUUCUUCGUCCUCGUCGGCGCCGUCGGCGGCGUCGUCGUCGUCGCGAAGCGCGGGGGAGCCGGAGCGAAGGGUGGGUGAUGAGGGCGGCGAUGCGGCGGAUGGGGGAAGGGCUGAGUCUGCGUUAGGAGCGUCUGGAUCCGAGUCCGGGUACGGAGCCGGGUCUGGGUCCGGGUUGGGAGAGGAGCAAAGACAGGGUGGUUGGGGAAGAGGGAGGGGGGAUGGGUCCAAGUUGUGACUUCGUUUCCCUGUUACUGGUCUGUAUAGGUACACAGCAGCAACGCAUGAUGUGGACCAGCUGGCGGUGGGAAGCAACCAUCAUCUAUCUAGAAAAUUUUAGACAAACAAGCGGCUGCAUAUGUGCAGCAGUGAUGCGGCGAGCCUCGUCGGUCGGCG
Messenger RNA from Thermothielavioides terrestris NRRL 8126, 1761 nucleotides. RefSeq lists its product as uncharacterized. The transcript has 3 exons. The record is from RefSeq and is a predicted model, not a curated record. Bases 128 to 1603 code for a protein of 491 amino acids. Lineage: Eukaryota; Fungi; Ascomycota; Sordariomycetes; Sordariales; Chaetomiaceae.